Oryzias latipes (Japanese medaka) is the source of this 1595-nucleotide messenger RNA. It is a transcript of the gene c17h1orf35, whose product is annotated as chromosome 17 C1orf35 homolog. The record is from RefSeq and is a predicted model, not a curated record. NCBI's taxonomy places the organism in Eukaryota, Metazoa, Chordata, Actinopteri, Beloniformes, Adrianichthyidae.
ACGUUACGUCCGCGCGCGCCACUGGACGCGACCAAAUGAAAUAAACAAAAGGAGCAGGAAAUGCUCGUUAGUCGGGAAAAAAGUUGUAUUGCUUCUAUUUGCAGUAGUCAGAUCUUUAUUGCUGAGGAUUACAAAUCUACCGUUUUAAAUUUUUUACUUAAAUAAAAAAAUUGUUUGUUGGGUCUUUGCAACUUUAAGCUGCGCGCGCGAGAGUCCAGCUUUAACGCUCUGCUCUUUGUCGCGUUGUUGGGUUGUUUGUUUGUUUGGAAGUUGCUGUCGAAACAAACGCAGCCGUGUGGGUUUCUUUCGUGGAAACUGGGAAUCUAAACUUCCUGGAUGAGUCCACGCUAACGGCCCGCACCGACCACGCAGCUCUGCUAACCAACGUAGCUGCUAGCUAGCUAGCUAAGUGUUACUUUUCCCCCCCGAAUCUCCACUUUUUUGCCCUUUUGAAGAUGUUUGGUUCAUCGAGAUCCGGAGGCAUCCGUGGAGGCCAAGACCAGUUCAACUGGGAUGAAGUGAAGGUCGAUAAACACAGAGAGAAUUAUCUCGGAAACUCCUUGAUGGCUCCCGUAGGACGAUGGCAGAAAGGGAAAGAUCUGACCUGGUAUGCAAAGGACAAGAAAGGUGGUGCUCCUUUGUCCAAAGAAGAGGAGCUUGCUGCAGUCAGAGCUGCAGAGGAGGAGGCACUGAUGGCUGCCCUAGGCCAUAAGAAUAUAAAGAGACAACCAACAGGGCUUACUAAAGAGGAUCUUGUAGAGGUAUGCCGGAGAGAAGAGGUUGAUGGUGAAGAGAAGGAUGUGGAUCGUAUCUCAGGUUUAGGAAGCUCAAGUGCAGGGUCACGAAAAAUGGUGCUGUCCCAAAAGGAAAAGGAGGCGGCUAAAAUGGGUCUGCAAAUUUUUACACAUCAUAAGACUGAAGGAGGCCAAGAAACAUCAGCAACAACAACACAGAGUUCAGUGAAACAAGAAACUGAAGUCCGACGUGAAAGUAAAAAGAAGAAAAAAGAGAAAAAGAGCAAAAAGGCAAAAAAGGAGAAGAAGAAGAAGAAAAGACAAAGACAGGAUUCUUCCUCUUCAGAGUCAAACGACGACUGCAAAAGACAGAGAAAGGACCACCACCAUCAUCAUAAUCCAUCAUACCGCAGUCAGAGUGGAGCCAAACCCCGUGACAGCCAUUCAAGGGGGGGUGCAAAGGCCGAGCAACAGCCUUCCCACCCCCAUCGUCGGCAUAAGCGACACGACACAGACUCCUCUGAUGGGGGGUCCCCUGCUCGCAGUAACCCCGCCACGCACAAGAAGGCCCCUGCUGAUGCCAAACAAAGCCACAGGCGGCGCCACGACACGGACUCGGACGACUAAUGUCCCCCCCCCCCCCUAACCAAUUAAGGGAUGCAUAAUGUGGGCGGCGUCGUGACCAGCCACGAGAGCCGGGUGUACCUCGGACAAGCACACAGUGGAUGGAGACUAGUCAGUGUGACAGAUGUUGGCCUCAUGGUAAAAUGAAAUCACUAUGAAACGCUGCUGAUGCAGCGGAAACUGCUGUCUGUUAUCUUUUACUUAAUUCAAAUAAAACUACAACCCACUUUGCUUGAA